Molecule: messenger RNA, 909 nt
Organism: Heterobasidion irregulare TC 32-1
Lineage: Eukaryota; Fungi; Basidiomycota; Agaricomycetes; Russulales; Bondarzewiaceae
Product: lipid-translocating exporter
Exons: 7
Coding region: 1-909 (302 amino acids)
Cellular component (GO): plasma membrane; fungal-type vacuole
Source: RefSeq, a predicted model, not a curated record
AUGAAACUUCUGUGCGCAUACCAAGGGACGACACUUCGAAGAGACCAAUGUGAAUACCAUCGCUUGGGCUCCAAUUAUAAGCUUACCCUCCUUACGCUGUCUCGUAGUGCCGCUUAUAUCCCGAAACUAUGGCCUGCCAUACUGAGCACCAUUUGCUACGCUGUAUCUGGGCUGGUACAUUGGCGGCACUAUGUCAUCAUGCGCCAGAAGUAUAUGCUAACACUUACAGUGGGGAUGACCCUCAUGUCUGUGGGUCUUAUGGUCCGAAUGAUAUACUCGUUUUCAUCGACGUCACUUGGUUUGUAUAUUUUCACGACGCUUCUCGUCCUGCUCUCGCCCUGCGCCUUCUUGGCUACGGACUACGUGCUGCUCGCGCGCAUCUCACACACACUCGGUCCUGAAAUUGCUAACAAAUGCCUCUUGGUUCCGUCCUCUCGGAUCGUCAAGAUAUUCAUAUGGAGUGAUGUCGUGACGUUCUUGCUCCAGAUGUCUGGCGGUGGGAUGGGGGCUAUCGCAGGCAAUAUCGCAAAACUUGGGCAGAAGGCAUAUCUCCGUGAUUGGCCUGGUGCUUCAACUCAUCUCGUUUGCAUUCUUCACGGUCGUCAUACUCGUGUUCGGAUGGAGAGUGUAUAUUUGUCCAUCUUCCUUUUACAACAGGAUAGAAUUUCUAAUAUAUUUCUUCGUAGGCUUACCGUGUUUCCGAGCUUAUGGUUCCCGCGUAAAAGAUCGUCGUUCCAUCUCAUGCAACCAUGGGAGACUCAUGCCAUCGAAGACUGGCGAAUUCUUUUUUUCGCAAUGUGCUGCACGUGCGUGGGGAUCCUGAUACGAUCGGUCUUCCGCAUCGCUGAGCUCUCUCAAGGGUACGUUCCACUCUUCAAACGUUCCGGCAGCGGGGGAAUGAAGUCCUAA